Salvia splendens (bonfire salvia) is the source of this 1101-nucleotide messenger RNA. Its product is annotated as F-box protein CPR1-like. The record is from RefSeq and is a predicted model, not a curated record. Bases 1 to 1101 code for a protein of 366 amino acids. Lineage: Eukaryota; Viridiplantae; Streptophyta; Magnoliopsida; Lamiales; Lamiaceae. Gene Ontology annotation, molecular function: protein binding. The transcript has a single exon.
AUGGAGCGCGAUUUCUUCGGAGAUCUACCGUCAGAAAUCAUCACCAACAUCCUCUCACGUCUGCCCAUCCGAAGCCUCGUAAUCAGCAAGUCCGUUUGCAAACCAUGGCUCAAUCUAAUCGAUUCCGACGAUUUCCACAAAUCCGAAAUCAAAACCCCUCCCGCCCUUGUCCUCUUGGCAGAGAAGACGAUGGAUUCAACUUGGUGCGCGAUUUUCGAAAUUGAAGACGAAGACGAGAAGAGCCAUGAUUUUCUCGACAUUCCGCUCAUGAAUUUGAAAAUCCUUCACGGAAACAGAGCAUCAAUGGGAGGUAUCACUGCUAAUGGAUUGCUUCUUCUCUACCCAGUAUCACCUACAGGUAUGCCUGUUUACAUAUGCAAUUUGAUAACCCGUGAAUAUACGGAGCUCUGCUCCCCUGCGGACUACAUCCCGAGUCAUUCGUUGAUGUUUGGAUUCGGUGUGAGCAAAAUAAGUGGGCAAUAUAAGGUCGUCUGCAUCAAUGAAGGCACCGACUCUCAUUAUGUAUACACCCUCGGAAAAGGUACAUGGAGGCGAGUUGAAGCCGACGCUGCUUCUGGUUUCGUAUUUCAUGAUCCAAGCAUUGAAUGUAAUGGAAACCUCCAUUGGAGAGUAUCUGAUUUGUGUGGUGACAUGCGGAUUUGUGGUUUUGAUGUUGAAACAGAAUGUUUUAGAAUCUUCUCCAUUCCUCCCAUGGGAGAUGGAUAUCGAGAUUGGUAUUUGUGUGUUUUAAGGGACUGCCUCUGUUAUUGUUAUCCACACGAAAAUGAAAUUGUCAUCUGGAUGAUGAAGGAAUACCAAGUCGAGGAUUCUUGGAAGAUAGAGUACAAGUUGAGCACUACUUUUACUUCUGAUUUUGAUUUGGAUCAUCUGUAUGUUCAUCUGAUUAAACAUUUUAAAGAUGGUGAUAUUUUGAUGAUGCUGGACGAAUAUGAUCUCAUCUACUACUCCAACAAGACAAGAACUUUUCAACAAGUCGGUAUGUUUAGGGAUGGAUCUGCUGGUCUCCUUAGCGCCAUGAUUUUCACUCCUAGCCUUUUCUCACUCAAGAAUUUCGGAUUCGAGAAUGUGAUCUCGUUUUAG